Messenger RNA from Podospora bellae-mahoneyi, 3833 nucleotides. RefSeq lists its product as uncharacterized. Bases 1140 to 3833 code for a protein of 897 amino acids. Gene Ontology annotation, molecular function: RNA polymerase II cis-regulatory region sequence-specific DNA binding; zinc ion binding; DNA-binding transcription factor activity, RNA polymerase II-specific. Gene Ontology annotation, biological process: positive regulation of transcription from RNA polymerase II promoter by galactose; DNA-templated transcription. Gene Ontology annotation, cellular component: nucleus. The transcript is spliced from 5 exons. NCBI's taxonomy places the organism in Eukaryota, Fungi, Ascomycota, Sordariomycetes, Sordariales, Podosporaceae. The record is from RefSeq and is a predicted model, not a curated record.
CUUCCCCUCCCUCUCCUCUCCUCUCCCCCCUUGCCCCCCAUCCACCUCAUCAAGUCUCGUCCUCUUUCCCCGCAGCGUUAUAGCUGGCAGCGCGUUAUCCAAGUACUUGGGCCCACGCGCCUUGGCUGCUGAGGCUCGAUGCCAGCUCGGCCAGACAAGGCAGUCACUUGCUACCAUGCAUCGACGAGAGAUCUUGGGUAGAUUUGGGCUCAAAAAGAGGAGCGAUGCCGCACGGUCGAUUUCAUCCAAAGUGCCCCAUGCCAGCAUUUCAGACGGACGGCACCAGCCUCAUCCAGAAGGAGAACCAGAGGCAAACCUGCAUUAAGUAGGAGUAGUAGUCGAACCCUCGUCAGGUCGUGCUGUAGUCCGGUCCUCUUUACCUUGGCUUGCCUCUGCUUAAUUUGGAGCCCAUCCCCAUCCCCAUCUCCAUCCCUAUCCAUACCCCAACCCAUACCUAUCCCAUAUCCGACGUCCUUGUCCCCCCGAACCCCACGAUCUCCAUUUCCCUCUUCCCUCUCCAUCCUGGAUCAUCGCACCAGCAGCAAGUUCGGGCAGCACCAACAGCCGAGUUGAUAUACUCUAGUGCCAGAGCCGUGAGAUAUAGUUUUGUCAGUAGCGCUGACCUGACUCCGGGCCUAGGGCUCCAUCCAAGUUCAACUGCGACUCGGAAUCAGAGCGCGGCACAGCCGUGGUUCGUGCCACCAGCCCUUCUCCCGCAGGAACAGGAAAGGAACUCUCUUACUGCCUGCCAGGAGCCCAAGCAAAACCCAGCAGAUACCUUACCUAGGAACAAGCCCAGGCCCCUGCCGACGCCGACCUACCUUACAUACUACAUACUACAUACCUCACUACAUCUUCCGACACCCCGUUUCCCCCCUUCCCCCCUAUCACCUAUCCCCCUUAUCCAUAUUCCCGGACCUGCUGCCGACGCUGUUUCGUGCAUCAUCCGCUCCGCAAGGCCCCUUGCCCUUCCUCCGACGGCGCCGCUUCCGAUCGCACUAGGAGCACCGUUCGCCUUCCUCGACUGAGCUCGCGUCUACCAGAUCGCCCGUUGCACCUUUGCUACCCGAUGGCGGGGCGCCUGAGAGCCGUCUCUACUCCCAUCUGAGCCCCCUUCCCUUCCGGACCCCUUCUCCACCAUGACGCGACCCAAGGUUCCCGACGACAAGCGCCAGCGUACUGCUCAGGCCUGUGACUCUUGCAAACGCCGGAAGCAAAAGUGCAAUGGCGUGAAACCUUGCCAGACCUGCCUCAGAAGAAAACUCACCUGCUCGUACACGCCCAACAACGCUUCGGAUUAUGGACCGGGUGAGUCUGCUGGGUCACCGACGAAGCGGCGACACAUUGAGACGUCGCCUCCCUCCAUCUCCGCCACACUCGAGAAGGCCAACAACAGCUCGCCCCAGGCCCGCGAGGUGAUGCAGUCUUGGGAUGAGGCGCGGGCCGCCCAGCCAAGCCAGGCCUCGAUAGGCGGAUCAGCACUAUCGUCGCCGACAGCACCGUUACCGCCGCCUCUAGCAGGCCGAGGGCAUGUGAAGAAGGUCUCGAUUCACGGGACGAAGAAGCUGCCAAGCCGCAGCAACACGGGCAACACCAGCGGCUACGCUGAGGAGACCAACAUAUACACCGAGACGAGAAUGUUGCAAGACCAGUCAAGACGGCUUCUCUACAUUGGAGAUGCCUCGACACUAUCCAUCCUGCAGCUGAUCCGGAUUAUUGUCGAAAGCACAUCGGGGACAGAGAUGGGGUCUCCUUUUAUCGACGAUCCUAAGAGGCAUCGCAUUCAGGAAACCAUCAUUGACUUUCCUGAGAACACACGGGUACCGACCCUGUUGCCGGACCAGGAAACAACCCAUGUUCUCAUAGCUUCCUAUUUUACAAAUACCUGCGGGAUCGUGGAGGUGUUUGACAGAAAACAGUUUAUGCAGUCGGUGGAGGCUUGCUAUCGGGACCCCCCAUCGGCCAACAACUAUUUCUUGUGUCACCUCUUCUUGGUGCUGGCUCUUGGUCUCCUCUUUGCUGCGCCUACCCCAGGUAGCCGGGAAGAGCAUGUCAUCAACAAGCAGCUUUCUGCAAGGCCAGACAGGGCAGAGUUGUACUUUAGGAGCGCUCGAACGAUGUGUGAUCCCGGUGCUGGGUUUGAGGACGCUGACUUUUGGUCGGUUCAGGCGCUGUCGUUGAUGACGCUCUACAUGUUGACUAUCCCCAAGAGGAACACGGCGUAUGCUUAUCUCGGGAUGGCUGUUCGGUCAGCGUAUGCUUUGGGCCUGCAUAGAGAGGAGACGUUGAGGGAUGUGAUCUUUACGCCGGGAGAGAUGAAAGUCAGGCGGAACUUGUGGAAGACACUGUUCAUCUUGGAUCGAUUCUUGGCGGCAACCUUGGGCAGGCCCACCGCCAUCUCGGGCCACGACUGCUCGAUGAAUAUCUUCUCGGAUGAUGAUGCCGUCAACUCUAUGGAGAUCACUGGGGAGUUUGACCCGGUUCACGCCAAGAGCUUGCAUGCUUGUGUCGAGACCUGUCGGAUUAUUGGCGACACGUUGAGGGUCUUUUCCUCGCGCAAGAUUUCCACCACGAAGGUGCAGGAGAUCCUCAACGACAUGUCUAUGGACUGGGAAGAUGAUUUACAAGCUGCCCUGCAACGCCGUCUAUCAAACGCCGGUCCUGCUCGAAGCCCGGCGCAUGGCAUGGCAUCCUUACAUGUCAACCUUCUGGCACUCCAUUCACUGAUCCUUCUUACCAGGCAGCUCUUUGUUAUGCACAACUGGAUGCUUGUCGAGCAGCGGUCUGGGAAGAAGAAGCCCUCACCAAUUCACGAGUCGCCCAUGGCGAGGUUCUCAGAGGCCUGCGUCCUGGCUUCCUACCAAACGAUUCAGCUUGUCCAGCAAGCUCGAGAAGAACAACAGCUCCCUCGAAGGAACCCUUUUGUCAUAUACUUUGUCUUCGCCGCCAGCCUCGUCAUCUUGAUGAACCAAUUCUCGUGCCUCUACUACACAAACGCCUACGACAAAACCAUCCGCGACGCAGUCGAUUUCAUGGAAUACUGCACCAAACUCGACCCCCAGGCCGAGCGUGUCCUCGACAUCAUCACCCGCUUCGCAAAAGUAGUAGACAAAUGGACAAAAAAAAACAAAUACGACGCCCCCCCCUUAUCCGAAGACCUCUCCUUCCUCUACAGCCACCCGUCCAGUCCCCAACCCGAGCCUGCCAAUACCCUGUCGGGAGGACCAGUAGUGGCAAGUCCCCUCCAGGAAACCACCACCCACCCCGACCCAUCCCAUCCCAGUUAUGCCCCCCAACACCACCGCUUCAGCGACCCCGGCCUGUUGACUCCCCCCCAAAUAACCUCCUCCAAAAUGCCUUUGUCUGACAUCCUCGCCCCCACAACCCAACAGGACACCCGCAUGAACGGCAUGUCACCCCUCCUCCCACAACAACAACAACAACAACAACCGCCACCACCCCAACAACAAACCCAAAACGACUCCCCUGGUUAUAACAGAGAGAUCGAAUUCGACUUUGACAACCUCUGGAACAACUGGCUCAACCUCCCCCAACCAGCCAUCGUCCCUCCCACUCCCACGGCGGGCAUAUCACCCCUCACCGGGCCACCGCAGUUCUCCCCCGUUGCGGCGGCAGCCCAGCCAGAGCCUUUUCCCGGUGCGUACACCACCACUCCUGUUGUUGUUCAUCACUCUCCCCCUGGGGUUCCCGUCUCGGUUGUCGCUGGGGGACAACCAGCGAUCGGGCAUGCGGGGAUGGGGCAUCAUCAUCAUCAGCACCAUCAUCAUGGGAAUAACAUACCGUUGUAUCACUCCUCCAGUACAUUUGGCUGA